Lymnaea stagnalis (great pond snail) is the source of this 36906-nucleotide messenger RNA. The record is from the annotation of a GenBank genome assembly. Lineage: Eukaryota; Metazoa; Mollusca; Gastropoda; Lymnaeidae.
GGCUGCUGAAAAGUAGUGAGGGAUAUAAAUAUGUAAAUUAUAUAAUUAUAUACUAUGGUUAUAUUUAUAGCAAUUCAAUAUAAUUAUUUGUCUUUGGUUAAAAAUACUUACUAACCUUUACGUCUAAUAAAGCUCUAUAAUCAAAAGUGACAAAAGAUUUCAAUUUUUUGCUCUGUGUUUAUCUCAUGCAAGUUGCUUUUUUUUUUUCUGCAUCUCAUUUUCUAUUUUUAUCUUUAAAGAAUGGUUGUUUGUUUGUUUUUGUUGUUUUUUUUGUGUGUUUUUUUUGGUUUUGGGGGGGGGGGGGGGUUUUUUCUUUUUUGUAGUUUUUUUUUUUUUUUUUUUUUUUGUGUUUUUUUUUGUUUUUUUUUUUUUUAUUAAUUGUUUUUUUUUUUUUUUUUUUUUUUUUUUUUUUUUUUUUUUUUUUUUUUUGGGGUGUUUUUUAUAUCUACUCUUCAGAAGAUUAUUUUAUUUCUAUAUUUGUGUUGUAGGUGUGGUUGGGUGGGUGUGGCCCGGGUGAGUGGGGCCCAGGUGGGUGGUCGCCCUCCCUUGAAAAUUAUGGUGAAAUAUACCAUGGAAUGGCGACGUGAUUUAGAAAUGAAUAGAGUAAGUCCGAUUUUCAACAAUGGGGUGUGGGGCGCGGCGUUGCCGACAUUGCUAGACGGGAUUCUAUUUAAUUAGCAGACUUAUUUGGACACGGGAUCGUCCCCUAAUUAUGAUGAAUUAUGUUAAAUACUUUACAGCUUCAAAUUAACACAAAUAAAUUACAUGGGACGCACAACUUUCAAUCUUCUUCUUCUAUCUAUAUCAGCGGUUAUCAACCUGUGGGUUGCGACCCCUUUGGAGGUCAAACGACCAUGGAACAUUAUAGGGGUAGUCUAAGACCAUCAGAAUACACACAUUUAUGAAGUAGCAACGAAAAUAAUUUUAUGGUUGGGGGUCACCACAACAUGAGGAAAUGAGGAACUGUAUUAAAGGGUCACGGCAUUGGGAAGGUUGAGAACCACUGGUUUGUUUGCAUUCUUUUUCUUUAAAAAAAAUUUUUUUUAAAGGUUCUCCCAUACUUUGUUUUGCUCAUUUCCAACAAUCCAACCAUCGAAUCAUUUGAAAUUAUACGAAUUUGUAUAGUCAUUAAACAAAUAUUUUUUGCAACAAGUUAUGGAGGACUAUUAAUGAUAUAUAUAUAAUUAUAUCGAAGAAGGGUACAAUUUUGGACUUCGACGUCAAUUUCUGUUUAUUCCCUCUUGUCCACAACUGUCAACUUUCAAACUUUUUCAAACCCCCUCUUUCUAUUGAUAUUGUGUUGAAGCAAUUAGUGUACAGCCCCACAGUACAUUGUCACUACUUUAUAUCCAAUUUUCUAAAACACAAUUUUUAUAAAACAAAAUUUAAAAGAGAAAUAAAAGCGGUCGAGGUAGAGGUCCAAAUAAAUUAAUAAAAAGUUUCCACUGUUCGGAUCCUCAACACACACUCAAUAGUGCUGGAACACUUUUCAUGACGAUAGACGUUCCAUUUUUAAGGAAAGAAACGGAAGCACGUCUCAACUGCUAGUGAAAGGUUUUAUUUACGAAAACUUGGAGAGCAACGAAAAGAAAAAGGUAUUACCGCAUAGCCGAACAACUAGCAUUAAAAAAAGGCUUAGGAAUUGCAUACCACUUGCUCCAAUUUCUUCAAGUGCCCACAAAGCUAUUUCUCAAUUAUUGUUUGGCCAAAGUAGACCAAUUCAAUAAAAGUAACUUAAGUCAAGUAACUGUUGACAGUUCUCGGGUUCGCAGUUGACUGAGGAGUUGUCAGUUGACUUUAAAGUUUAAAGUUUUAAAGGUAAUUAAUUAUUAUAGCAUAGAAAUUUAUAAUUAUAGUCAGGUGUCGUUGAUUUCUUUUAGUGGUUUUUGAAAGGUUUAAAUCUUUGGUAAAUUCAGAGAAACAAAGUCAAAGUCGUCGUGGGCCGCUAAAUCUGAAAUAGCCGCAUCUUUUUCUUGGUCUCUUUUCAGUAAUUAUUAUUAGACUAUUGACAUAUUGACCAGCCUAUUGACGGUAUUGAUUGCUGUGUUUAGGUACUCGAUGAAGCGAGGGAGACUACUAAAAAAUGUGUAUGGGAAAUAGGCGUCGGCGCGCGAAAAUCCGAGUUUUUCAUUUUUUGAUAGUGGAACUAUUUCAUUCAUAAAAUAAUUACUAUAUCCCAGAAUUGUGUUCCACGUCUGGCCUUUCGCUUCAGAGGACAUCUUGGCCUAAAUUUUAAUAAAUUUCUUUUUCAUUUACAAUAGGUCAGCUUUGAGUUUGAGAAAAUCCUUGGUAAAUGUAAGGCAACUUUCAUCAUUAAAAUUAAGUCGAAGUAAAAGACUUGUCACUACCAAAUGUUUUUUGCAUCUGGGGAAUUUAUUGAUCUACAUGUAUGCCAAUUUUCACAGCGAUAUGUGUUUUACGAGAGACGCCAUGUUUCUACGCGUUCGCAGCAGGUCAUGCAGUUCGCUCAACCUGAUUUCGCCCUGGGGUGGGCCACGCCCCCUUUUUAAUGGCGGAAGUUGUCGAUACUUAGGAAAUAUUAAUUUAUUACCGCUAUUUACAUCAAAAUAUUUGAUAACUUGUGUUUCAGAAUGCAUUUUGAAGACAUUUAAACUGGAAUGUUUUAAUUUUAGCUUUAACAACCCGGUAGAGUCCAUAUUAUAAAUUAUCAGAAUUUACGGUGUGCAAAACAUUGUCAUUGACAACCAUUCACAGCCACUUGCAUAAUGGCUGUAUCGUAGUACUACCUCAGAGUUUCAUUCAUAAGAGUUUGCCGUGUGCAAAAACUAUUAAACCAUUGGUCAGGGAAAGCUUUAAUUAGUUAUUCAUGUGCCAAAGUUCAAAGUUUAAACUAAGUCGACCCUAAACAGUAUUUUAGUGAUAAGGGAAUGCGUUGCCUUAUAUAAAGUAUAUAGUCAUUGCGCAUGACGCGAACAGCGGAAUGAGGUCACAAGAUGUGCCCAUAGUAAAAAGUACCAAACGAACUCACACUUUAAAAAUUCAUAGCUCAAAAACUACUUAAGCUAAAAAUUUGAUUCUGGUUUCAGUUUUUUUUAUUUGGAAUUUGCUCUAACUUUAUUAUUUAAAAAAUUAUUUCAUUUCAAUUAAAAAAAAAUUUAUAUUAAAGUACCUACCGUGUUAGUAUUUAGAGCUGGAUUUACAGUGACAUUUCUGUAUGAUGGGUGUACCCCCUUUAUAUUCACCCCCCUGACUGCUGCACCCUAGUCCAUCAUAGUAUUCAUAGCCUAGGUUGACCCUUCAGAAAAUUGGGCCUUUAGUGUUGUUACUCUUAUGGUCUAGUUAACUAUUAAACUAUAUUAUUAAUUAUAUAUCUUGAAAUUUAAUAUAGUAUAAGUAUUAGUAGGGCCUACUGUUUUGAAAUUAACUAAAAAAUUGCUUUACUUUACAAUAAAUAGGUUGCUGUUAAAUUUCUGCUAAUGUUUUUCCCUUAACCAUUUUACUUUUUUAAAAUGAAAUCAGGGAACUAUAGGUCCAUCCAUUAGUGACGUCAGAUGUGUAGAUAGCGGGGUAUGCUUGAUUUUGAUAAAAAUGUCUACUUUUUGUUUAAAAUUUGUUUUUAAAAAAAGGGGGGUGGGGGGGGGGUAAAAUCUGCCAAAAUAGCUAUGAGCGUAAUAACCAAUUUUUAUCAGGUUAUACUAUGAUGACAUUGAUACAUUGAAGUAAUGCCAAGUUUCUGGUCACUCUUCUGGCUUCUGGUCAGAUUUCCAGAUUCACACAAAAAUGCUGCAUAAUUUAAAUUGUGUUUCCCUGCUGCAUUGGUUGGUGAUAUAAAUCUUAUUACCUCCAGCCCCCAAAGGCUUUAAGGGGGCAGCCGUAUAAUUUGAACACAUGGCUUUGGGAAGGGGGGGGGGGCACAACCAUUGAUCAAAUAUUGUCUAUAAAGAUACAAUUUACGUAGGUUAUUACGGAUGUAUAUCAUUAUAAAUCAGAUUUUUUUAAAAAACAUCUUGUACUUGGGUUGGUUUGCAAAUUUAUGAGUUUAGGGGUUGGUGGGGGCUGAUUUUAACAUUUAACAUCCUAGUUACUACCACAUUGUUUGAAACCACUGUAAACUAAGCCUCUGAGUUUCUCUGACCCGAUACAUUUUGUUUCUGAGGACUAAUUUUACCUUACAUUUACCCAAUGAAUAUUGAUUUUGGUCUAAGACUUGGGAAAAGUGACAUAAAAUUUGGCCACACAUCCGGCUGACAAUGUAGUAAACAGUCUGCUAAAGAUCCAGUCAUUUUUAAAAUAAAAAAUUCCUAAAACCAAUGAUAAUUUAAGAAAAACUAAUUGGAAAGCAAUAAAUACUUGUCCUUGUUAUUUGCACCUAAAUGCAGUGUCUGCAAAACCUCUUUAUGAAUGUCCUUUAAAAAAAAUCUAUUGUACAAUAAAUGUUUUAAAAAGUUAUGAAGCAAAAUAAAGCAGAAAUCUCAGUGUUUGUCAUUUGUUCUUUUUUUGCUUUAAAUUGGAAUGAUCCUUAUCAGGAUAAAUUCAACUUGGAUGAGACUGCGAUUAAAUAAAGAAAUGGUAAAAAAAUAGACUUAUGGCUCAUGGCCUAUGACGUAAGAUUAUACAAAUAUUAAGACAUUUUGUAAAGAUUUUUUGAACAAUUUUGCUAAAUAAUUUUAAAAAUAUUGUUAAAAUUGUUUCGGUAAAUAAUAAUUUUUGUCAGUAAAAAGUGUGAAUAUUUAGAAUAUUUAUUAGUAAAUAUUGUAACAUUGCUUUUGAACCUCAGCUUUAAACAACAAUUUGUGUGGAGGCACUGCAUUAAUGAUCAAGAAACUAUAACCUCUGCCCCGAAUAUAAUAUACCCAACAUUGCUAAAUCUCUGUUUGAUACAUUUUGAUUUACUGGAACAUAGAUUUCAUGCCAUAUUGAGUGAAACCAACAUUGAAAUCAGCAGACACAUUAUAAAAUCUUUGUGUAGUUUGUGAAUAAAAAAAAAAGGUCACUAAAACACAGACGAGUGCUAAGUACUGGUCAAUGCAAAAUGGUCCUUUGGUCUUCGAUUAUUUAAAAAAACAACAACAAAAAACGAAUUGUAUGCUUUGAAAUUAAAUCUUUAGAUUAUUUUGUUAGGCAUCUAUAAAGUUUCCAAAAUUCAUGCCUCAAUUGUAGUAGUCAGUAACAUUGAUAAAAUAGUCGACCUAGGCUAUGGUGACCAUGUCAUCCAUGUUUAUUGCCACAUUAUGAUGAUGAUGAUUGAAUACUUUUAUAGCGCUUGUGUACAUGCUAUUUUAGCAUGCUCACAGUGCCCUAAUGUCCUAAAAUCUAUUUAAAGAAAAAAGUCUUAAAUGACUUUUUAUCAUUUUCAAUUUCCCUCAAAGAUUGAGUCAAUGUGAUAAUUUAAGCACAAUAGCUUUAAAAGAGCGCAAUCCAUAGGACUUCUUUCUGUGUCCACCCACACAGGGAACCCUCAGUAAGGACUGUGUUGAAGAGCGCAGGUUCUGUAAGGAUACAUGUCUAGAAAUCAGUUUUUGAAGAUAUUCAGAUGCAGAGCCUUCUAUAGAGCUGUACAGCAGGGACAGAAUUUUGUGGUCAAUGGGCUCACUCACAGGAAGCCAGUGGAGAUCUUUAACUACUGGGGUGAUAUGGUCAGAUUUCUUUAUAUGCAAUAGAAUGCGUGCUGCAAUAUUUUGUACCUUCUGGAGUCUCUGAAUUUGGUUUUGAAGUAACUGUUACAGUAAUCUAAUCUUGAUUGGAUUAGAGUGACUGCUACGGCAUUGGCUGUUCUCUUAUUAAGUUAAGGAUGCAACUGACCCAGGGCGUGUAAAUGACAGAAUCAAGCCCUGACCACAGAACUGAUUUGAAGGAUCACUGUACGUUUACUGUCCAUGUAGAAGCCAAGGUCUCUAACAGUGUUGGACAAGGGGGAUCUCAGAAGCACCAACUUUUAUCGAUGAAAUAGCAACCUUCCGAAGAUUGGCAUCAGAACCAUUAUAAUUGCCUCUGUCUUAUCGUCAUUUAAUUUAAGUCUGUUUAAUGCCAUCCAUGAUUUACCACAAGACAGCAGCUCUCGACAGCUUGGAGAGCAGCAGCUCAGUCCAAAGGAUCAGGGUGGAAACACUUGUACAGUUCUGUGUCAUCCGCAAAUAAUUUGCGGGAUGUACUAUGACUUUCAAUCAUUCUGCCAAGCUGGCUAGUGUACAUGGAGAAUAGAAUAGGUCCUAAAAAUGAGCCCUAUGGCACGCCACAGGUAAGGGAAAUGUCCAUGGAUGAUGCUUAAUUCAUCACAAUACGCUGAGUCUUGUCAUCAUCCAGAUAGUGGUCGAAAGGUAGUUAAACAUUUUUUUAGGCCUAAAUUUAAUUGAAAUUAAAUUUGUUUAUAUAUUGACACACACAAAUGUAUAUUGCAGAUAUAUUAUGAUUCCAAAUGAAAGUGUUGGGACUGCAAUCCUUGGUGCUUUACCAUGUAAGUUAAUAAUUAUUGAUGGGUUGUUGAUAAAGGUUGCCCUCAAACAGGGGAGAUAAGUUCAAAUAGGGGGAUGGGGGGUGUGUAAAGGAUCUUGCCGAUGCCUGCAAGCUGGCAUUUUUUGUUAUAUGCUGCUUUUAUUGCAGUAUGUUUAAAAUUAUUUAGAAGUUUAAAUCUAGUGACGCCUUGCUCUUUAUAGUUAUUAUACGCUCUCAUAAUUUUUAUGGUAUUUUAGCUGGGGGGGGGGGGAGUGUAAGCCACUGGGGGUGGGGGUGGAAGAGAUGCAUAAUUUUUGCAGAUGUCCUUUAGGAACAACCCCUUAACUGGUUAACUACCAUAAACCGCCAGGAGCGGCGGGGCGUGUCUUUUGUUAUGGCCACGAGCCGCUGGUAGCGCCAACGUUAGUAUCGUUGUCAAUGUGACCUAGAUUUAAUUCGGCCUCAGCCGGUUUUUCAAUCUGGUAGGUAAUCGGUUAAUCAAACUUAAUUUUUAAAUACUUGGAAAAAAUCUAAUGUUGGAAUUUUUCUUUGUAAGAGAAAUUUUAUGUUUAUUUAAUUUUUAAUUCUCCUUAGGGGUGAAAAUGUAUCUGGAUGCAAUAGUUAUAUUGAUACAGUUGAUAGAUAUAAUUAUAUUAUAGUUAUAUAUUUUCCUUGUUCAACAUUGAUGUAAUUUUUACAAGCAUUCUGUACCUCUUAAUUAAAAUUUUAAAUACUUGUAUUAAAUCAUAAUUUUAAAAAACGUGUAUUUUGAAAACCUUAAAUGCAUGUUCCAAAUCAGGGGUGACCGAACCACAUGGCUUUACUGGCCAUUUUGAAUACGAGUUACUUUUACCAGGUCACAUGUCACUUCACUCACUUCACCUAAUAAAUAAAAAAAUAAAAAUAAUAAAUGCAGUACAGAAUUACUUAUUUAUUCUAAAUGCCAAUGUAGAAAUGCAAAGUUAGAACAAUGUAAAACUAAAGUGACAUUUUUUAAAUUAUUUUUUUCUCUUAUUAACUGGCCACUCCUGUUCUAAAAUGAAGGUCAGAGAAUAUUUGUUAACAAAAACACUUCAGGUUAUCAUAACCAAUAAAUGAACCCUUUAUCAGCCUUCCUGCAUACCAAAUUUUAACUAAAUAUAAAUGCAAAAAUAAUGCAUGAAGUUUGUAAUAUAAUGUGAUAUAAAUAAAAUAAAUAAAUCUUACUAAAUUGUGAAACCACAAUUUCCUAAUUUUUACAGUAGUUAUCAUGUAAAAUAUUUUUUUUUAAAGUUAUUUAAAUUGUAAUUUCAUGAUUAUAAUUGAAAUAUAAUCGAGUUUUGUAACUGCAAGUUCAUAAAUUGAAUUUUAAUUAUUCUUCUUAAAAUUAUUUUUCCAGCACUAUUAUCAUUUGAUUUUGAACCAGUUGGACGAUGGUUUGAAGCGCACCAUAGAAGAGCCCAUAGUCUUCACUCUCAUUCUCACCAUUCUUUAGAUGAUAGUUCUAGUGAAUCUGAAGAGGAAGAGGAGGAGGAUCAGUUUGAUGAAGAGGAUGAAUCAUUACUUCUUAGAUUAGAUCCAAAAGAGUGGAAGGUAUAAUAUAUUUAUAUUUGAAUUUUUUAACAUUAAUUUUAAAAAAACUUCUUCUAAUACAUAAUGAAAAACUGAAGCUGCCAUACCAUACCAAAGCAUAAAAUACACUCAGGAAAGGGACUCAACAACUUUUCUAUUCACAUAUUACAAUUCACAAUAAGAAAUAAGUCUCCAAGUAGGAAUUGCAUAAUGGUCAUAAUCUCAUACACUUCAUAUACUUUAUAAUAUACACAGAUUGAAGAUAGGCAUUCCGAUGCUAUAAGGUGUAUCAUUUAAACAAUGCAAGAGCAAGAAUCACAAUACAAAAUCUGUCUUGACCAUUCGAAUAUCUCUCUCACACACUCUUCCUGUCUCUGCGCAAGAAAUUCACAUUUUUAUCUUAAUACUAAGAAUAACAAAACAAUUCAUUCUUGUAAUUAUGGAGCUGUUACACAUAGCAACAGCUACACAUUUAAUCUCCACACCUUAACACGCAUCCCUUGAACAAAUUGGACAAGGUUUGAAGUGGACUGGUCUCAUUUGACUGACCACAAUUUUAAGCAGUACUGCUUCAGGUGGUCCACAGACUGGCACUAGUCAAAGAUUGUUACAUUGCCAAUAUGCACAACAUGAGUCAAGAAAAUGGAAAAAUUAUAAAUGUUUCCUUGUUUGAAUGGAUAGUCAUUCUCCUUUGCUUUAGUAGCACUUUCAAUAAUCAAGUUGCAAUUUAAUUUGCUUGUCAUCAAUAAGCUGGCCCACCUUUCAAAUUCAAUAGUCAAUGUUAGUGAAAAUGAUUUUUUUAAUCCAACAUUUUAAAAAUAUUCCCUUAAUUUAUAAAUUUGGUAAAAUAACUGCUAUUAAAGUUUGUUUAUUAAAAGGGUGAUGAAAAAAUUAAAAAUGGGUAGCAUUAAAUGACAAUAGUUAAUAGAAAAAUCCUAUCAAGUAGGCUAGUCAAGGAUUUUUAAAAAUGUAAUGACUUAUUUACAUUUAAGAUUAAAGAAAAAGAUAUAUCUGGUCCAAUGUGGUGCCUUGGGCGGUGGCCUUGUUUUUUUUUUUCCAUUGCAGGAUCGUGUUCACCGUCCUUAGUCUUGCUGUGAUCACAAACCCCUCUCUGGUAGCUGUUCUGUUCCGGAUCAGAAGAUCUCUACUGAAAUUUUAUUUGCUUUCACCUUCCAGUCUAACUUGCUUCUGUUACUGUCAUGAGGCUCUAGUUCAGCUAAUUUACAGAAAGAAAGGCAUUAAAUUUUUAUACACAGACGUAAAUUGAUGUUGGCCAUAAUGGAAAAUCUAGCAUCCAGUUUAAUAAGAUAAUUUCAUCAUUAUUUAAUACUAUUUGUAGCAUCAAAUAAUUAUCAAAAUAUUUGAAGCUCCCCAUCCCAGCUAAGGAUCUAAAUUUGGUAUUCUUGCCUACCUAAUGGUCGUAAUAUUGCCUUAUCUACUACUACUACAUACCAUGUAGAUACUAGAAAGGAAAUUUUAAUUUUUAAUAUGCUCUUUGAAUUAUUGCUGUCAUCAGUUUAGAGAAAAAGAAAUGGAAAACUAGUUAUGAAAUUUAUGUUUUAAAAAAAUGAAGGACAGAUAAAUACAAGUUUAUUUUACAUUCUGAUUCUAAUAUAAGGGCUUAAGCAAGCAUAGACUCAUAGGUAAUUUAAAAAAAAGAAAGAUAUUCCUACCUUUUGAACUAGAUCAUCAUCAUCAUUCAGAUACAAUGACCAUCUACUAGAUAAAGUUUCUACUAGAUCAAUUCAAGAAACAAGCGCUAGUGUGCCCAUGUGUUUCAUUCUCUAUUAAAUAAAUUUGUUUUGCCAUUUUAAUUGCAAAUUUUUUUAUUUGAUAUAUGAGGGUUCAAAAUAAGCAAUUUUUCUUAGGGCUGCUAAGUUGACCUUGAAAUUAUUUAUUAAAAUGCAUGUGACUUAACCUUAAUGUGAAUUUUUAUUACUUAAACAAGGAAUAACUCAACUGUGCCCUUAAAUUACAGAAACAAGACCAUUAUGCUGUGCUGGGGUUGAGCAAGCUUAGAUACAAAGCUUCUGAUGACCAAAUUAAAAGAGCUUGUAAGUCAUUUUUUUUUUUAAAUCAAAUUUUUAAAUAGCUAAUUAUUAUAAAUUAAUGUGUCCCUAAAAAUGUAAGGAUGGUUAUAUUUAUUUUUGAUUGUUUCUGACACUGAUUAUUGGUUGAUUCAUUCACCUCAAAUCCAGCCUUAACCAAAGCAACUUCAAGCUCUUUAAAUGGUUUUAAGGUGUCUUUGCUAUUUCUUCUCUGUGGAGCCAUAAUGUCUCUAUAUGUUAGGUACUUCAAUGGUUGGAAAUUUAAUGUUCCUGUUGGUUGUGAUUCUGUAAGGUCUCUGUGGAAAUAUUGUGUGAUCGGUUCACUGAUGCCCACAUGCAUGUUUUGUGUUUUGCAAACAUUUUUCUAAUGUGAUGUUAAACAGGAUACAUGAAAGUGAGUCUGCUUGUGUGAGACCCUGUCAUAUCUGGAACUCCCUUUGAUUCAACAUUAUGAGUUAGACAUCAUCUUUUGUAUAAGAUGGGAUAGUUUGUUGGCGACUCAAAGGUCCUGUAGACCUUUGUUUCUAGGCAGUUAUUAAAUAGGAGAUUUACAAUAAUGUAACAGUUUAGAUCAACUUAUGAGUAACAAGUGAAAUUAUAAAUUAAACCACACAAUUUGAAAAGCAGAUGCUUGUUUUGAUGUAAAAAACAUGCCAUUCAAUUGGCUUAUUGUAUUUAGUAAAUGAAUCAAACCGAUUAAAAAAAAGAGUUGGUAUAAAUUAUAAAACUUCAAGGUAAUGCAACAAAAUAUGCCUUAAUUAACUCAGUAUAUUGUAAGAGGCUAAAACAUACUUUUAAAAAAGUAAAUAUCAAUAUUAAAUUGGUAAAAACUUUAGGUUGGGACCGUGGUAAGCUAAAUUUCACCUUAAUUCCUUUAAAUUAAAAAAUGAUUGAUGACCAAGCCUUUUUAUUGACAGACAAACAAAAAGUUUUAACUCAUCACCCUGAUAAAAGAAAAGCUCGAGGUAAAUUGGUGAAAGAAGGAGAUGAUGACUAUUUUACUUGCAUCACAAAAGGUAUGUUCAAACAUGAGCACAAAAUAGCCUUGAAUGAAAACAUAGUUACUGAAAAUUAAAAUAGUAUAUCUCAGUAUUCAGUCUCCUUUGUAAAUACUAGAUUCUGUAUAUUACUAAAAUAACAUUUCUAAUCAGAUGUAAGGUAAGCAUUCUCUUAAGUUUUUUUCUCAUGACUAAAAACUCCCUGAGGUACACCUUGUUCACACAUACCGCUCAAAGAAACCUCGUUUAAAAGUCUAUUAUAAUUAAUGUACUUUAUUUGAGCAAGCAUUCUUAUCCUUCUUUUUAAUUAGUUGUAGAUUUGUUUUGAAUACAGCAGCCUCUUUAUAUAUUUCACACUGUGAGGUAGAUGAGUUGAAGUAUUUAUUGGGUACUUAUGCAAUCAAGAUUUUUGGAAUGACUAACAACCAUUUGUGUCAAGAUGAGGAAAUAAGGAAAUCUUUCCAAAAUAACAAAAAUACAUGCUUAAACAAUUUAAAAAAAAAAGGGUUGUACUUUUAAUAAUUUUGAUGCUUGCUAAAGUUAAGAAUAAUAAUCCAAUUAUAUUGAAAAACUGAAUUGAAUCAAACGUUAACUCUUUUCAAGCCCAAAGUGUUAAAUUUGUAAGAUUUCUUUAAAAAUUGUAAAAACAUCUCCUAGCCUAAGUUUAUUUUACUUAUUGGUUAGAUGUCUUUGACAAUUUCUGGUUAAUUUCCCAUAAUUUGUUGGUAGGGUUUUUUUUUGUUAUUGAAAAAUUUUCUUAACUUUUAUAUGCCAUGACAAUGAAUCUGUAGUUAAAAUAAGCCAGCCAUACAAAGCGGGCCGUUAUGAGAAUAUUACUGUGUAUUAUUGCGUGUAAUGUGAUCCACAUAUAAUGCAAAAUAGUAACUUUAUGUGAAAAGUAUUCCUAAAAUGUCAUGGCCAUGUAUAAUGCCAUCUAUUAAUCUUGUUCCAUAACAGGAUUAAUAAUGCAAUAAAAAAUUAAAGAAAUAUAUUUCUUUAAAAAGAAAAAUCCUUUAAACUCUUAUAUCAUUUACAAAAAACUGUGCUUAAAACUAUAGAACUAUGCACAGAUAUGAUGUGCAAGUGCCAAAUGCAAGUGGAAGAAAUAGAUUUCGUUGCAUUGGGAUUAGUAUAUAUUGUUUUCAUAUAUGCUAUAAAUCAGCACAGCGCCUGCUCAAUUUCAUAACAUUUUAAAAAGUACUGCAAUAAGUAUUUUGUGUUUUAAAAUAUAUGGUUUUCCUGCACCCUGUGGUACUGCCUUUGCACCCCUAGGGUUAAGAUACUAUGCAAUAAAUUAUAAAUUGCUUUCAGGCCCUUGCACAGACCACAUCAUAAGGAGCAAUUGGCUUUAAACUUUAAAGCUGUUCAAUAUUUCCCUAAUUAUAAAUCAAGAACUUACCUUGAUUGAUUAUCCCAAAUUGAUUAUGUGGAACAAAUAUGCUAUAAAUAACUAGGGCUAAAAUAUCAAUAGAAUUAUGUAUGGGAUGUACUGAGCUGAUAUAGAUAUAGAUAAUCUACAGGUGCAUUUUAAAAUGUAUGCAAAAUUAGUUAAUAACAAGAUUAAUUCCCAAUUCCUGCUCUACAAUUUGUUACAAAAAAUAUGAUUUGUUUUAAUGUUUUUAAACAGCUUAUGAAAUUCUGGGCAAUAAGCAAAAGAGACGUUCAUUUGACAGUGUGGAUCCUGAAUUUGAUGAUGAUGUUCCAAUAAGUUCUAAGGAUAACUUCUUUGAGAUUUACCGACCUGUGUUUGAAAGAAAUGCAAGGUACUUUUGAUAUACAAAUUUUAAUCAAUGCAUUUAUUGUUUUGAAAAUAUCAAACUUAGUCCCUUUAGAAUCUGAAAUAAAUGGCUUAAUUUAGUAAUAAUUAUUGGAAUGUGUUCAAACUUUGUGAAGGGAAUAGUGAAACAAGGUAUGUUGAAGCUUUAAAUGAAAAUAAAAGAGGACGUUUCAGCUAAGAGCCUUCUUCGGCAGACGAGACAAAACAAGAAACAACAAAAUAUUGAAAACAAUUAAAAAACAGUGUUCACCUUGUAUACUAUUGCCAGAAGUUAGGUUAUCCAAAAACUGAAAUAUGUGUGCUAUCCCAAAAAUUGCAGGAAGUAAAAGAAUGUAUGUUUCAUGACUGUGAAAUAUAAGAUUUUAACGGACAAAAAUAUUUUGGAAAUAUGUAAAAUAUAAGAAAUAAGAAAAGAAAAACAGGGAAAUUGAGAUCACUAAUUGGAGAGUAUUUGAUUCAUUAAAUAUGGUGAUAUUGUGCAGAAAAUCAGAAUUUUUGCAGGGAAUCAUUGCUAGGAUUUAAUAUCACCAAGUAAUGUCAACAAUAUAUCUUUUAAGAAUUUUGAAUAUUAUGCUGAAUUCAUUCAUCGUAUAAUUAUAUAAAUUGGUAAAAAUAAAAAUAUUAUGAUCUUUUGUAUAGAAAUCUCAUUGGGGUUAUUAGGUUUGAUGCAUGUUAUUUUUGGAAUGGGUUUAGGCAAGGGCUUAAACUCUGCAGUUAUUUGAAAUGACAGUAGUGUGUUGCUUACAUGGGAGUAUUGUGGUCUGAGGGAUGACUUUGGUAGAGGCAUGUGGUUAGAGGGAAUGUUUCGAUGGGUGUGGGAGACAGUAAGUAGGGAGAAGGGAUAUUGGGGAGAUGAUGUAUCAGUUUUGUGUAGUGUCGAGCAUGGGAGUUCAUUGAUAACUGUUGUGACUGAAUAUUAUGUUUUAUUACGCGCAAUGUGUGUUUGAGAGUUUUAUAAGUUUAAUGAACGCUCUUCCUGCGCUUAACUAAGUGACAUAUUUUUAUGCUGAUUGUGGCGUAUUGUCUAGACUGUAUUGUGAUGUAAGUUUUAGUCGUGCAGCAGUCUCGAAAGGAACUUUGUGGAAGUAGUAUGUGUUUUAUUUCUGUUUGAUAGCGAGCUGCGCUAUAUGCACGUGUUUAUGGAAAUUUACACCCUGUAUGUGUACUUAGAUAUUUAAGUUAUAAUUAUUAUGAAAAUUACUUAAAUUAGAAAGUUAUUGGAUAAGUACCAAGGCAAAGUAAAAGUAACUAAACAUCCCAAAAAAAUAAACAGACUUCACAAUAAUCGGUAGAUGUAACAAGAUAUUUCCAUCGUGGUAACACUGUCUAUGAGACUGUCUAUGUGUGUUUUUGCUAACAAAAAUACAUAUAUUUUGUAAAGAUUUGAUUCUGAAGGGAAUAAUAUAAAGUAAAAUAGACACAUUGAAAAUUUGUCUUUUUCAGAUGGUCAACUAAGAAAAGAGUUCCAAAACUAGGAGAUGAAAACACGCCCUUUGAUGAGGUCAACACAUUUUAUUCAUUUUGGUAAGCUUGAAAUGUUAUUUAAAUGUGGCUUAAGUUAUUUUUUUUGUUCUACUUUUCCAUUAUCAAUACAAUUUUUUGACACUGAAAGUAAAUGAUUUUUUUUAAAUUUAAAUUUUUCAAAAACAUCAUUUUUGUGACUUUAAAAUUAACAUUUACAAAUUGGUAUAUAUACUUCAAUACAUUGAAGAAUAUUUGUAAUCUUCACAAACCCUAAAAAUACCAAAAUAUUUUACACUUACAGUCACACAGCUAAACACUGUAAUGUAAUAUUUGUUCAAAAGCAGGAGCCAACAACCCUUUGAUAUUAGUGUGUCAAAGUAAGACUUCUAGUUCAUUCAGUGUGCCAAUAACUUACAAGUCAACUAUCCAAGGAACAUUUUUUAGCCAUUUAUAAAAGUUUUUUUUUGGUCUUUUGCAUGCCAAUGAUAAUGCAAUUUUUAUUUUUUUAUGGUAUUCAAUUGAUAGUCAAAAUCAUUUUCUAUAAUUUCACUAAAUUCCUUAUUGAAAUAUUAUAUAAAAUAUGAUCUUGUAAAUCAUUCACCAUAUUUUCAGCAAAUGCUGUUGUUGAAAAUAGAAAAUGUUCAUUUUUUUUUUUCAACCUUUUCACCACCGAAAAAUGACUAACCUAACAACAUAACAAAUAAUACAGUUUAAGAGACGAGCUGUAACAGUAACUUCUGACAAAUAGUGCGCUAUGUUGUGACCUCAAAAUUUUCUACACAUUUUCUGAUGCGGACUGUGGUUCUAGGGAUCAGUGUUUGUGGCUGAAACAUCAUUCUCCUGAAGAAUGGAUUUAACACAGACUGAAAAAUUGGAACAUUUCUCAGUAUCAAAGGCUUUAAAGGGCUUGAAGUAUUAUUCUCCUUUUGAAAUAAUAUUUCAGCUAUGCACUGUUGAAGAAAGAUUUAUCAUAUACCAUAGAAAAUUGAAUCUGCAACACCAAAUUAAUAACUCAUAUCCUUCAAAUAAGUUUAAAAAUUCUUCUUUACCCAGGUAUGAGUUUGAUUCCUGGAGAGAGUUUUCAUAUCUUGAUGAAGAAGAAAAAGAAAAAGGUGAAAAGUAAGUACCAAGACAUUGAGAUAACGCUUGACAGUCAACUAGUUAUGAAUAGAGAGACAGGCAUGAAAGAAGGAAUAAUAAUACAUCCCAUACAUACAUUCAGUGAGUCGUCUGCCCCUAGGUUUCUGCCUGUAUAUCACCUUUGCUGCUAUACAGUCCGGCAUCCUUUCAAUAUGUCCUGCCCAGCGCAGUCUGUCUUUUUUUAUUGUUGCAACUAUGGGUGGGUCUUUGUACAAUUGGUAUAGCUCUUGGUUUGUACGGAUUCGCCAGAUAUCAUUUUCCAUCAUUGGGCUGUAUAUUUUUCUGAGGAUUUUCCUCUCGCAUGUAUUGAGAAGGUUCUCUGCUUUUUUGGUUAAGGGUCCAAGUCUCACUAGUGUAAGUUACUACUGGCACUGGUCUUAUGAUAGUAGUGUAUAUUGUCUUCUUUGUUCCCCUUGAGAGGUUUUGGCUUCCCAGUAGCUUUUGUAAGUUGAAAUAGCAACGGUUGCCUGCUGUUAUCUUAUCUUUCACCUCCUACAUUAUUUCAUUGUGCUCGUUUAUAGUUGCCCCUAGAUAUUUGAAUGUAGCCACUCCCUCAAAUUUGUGGUUGUUUAUAUUGAUGUUGUCAUCAGCGUGGGAGUUUCGUGACAUUAUCAUAUAUUUUGUCCCAUAAGUUUGGUUGUCUAAAAACAAAGUAGAUGUUUAUAGCUUACCGAAUGGUCAAAGUGGCACAGCAAAAAAAACAAUAGGUUUACUUUGUUGGGUACAUUAUAUGAGCAUCACUAUAAGACAAAUAUUUUACGUAAUUGAUGACACAAUUAGUUUAUUAUUUGAAAACUUAUGUAAAACACAAAAAUCCGAGGUUACCAUAUAGCCAAUUAUAUAUGGCCACAAAUGUUUUUCCGUCAUUUUUCGAUGUGAGCAGAACUGGUAUGUGAACAAGUUUCAAAAUACCUAGUUCUUUCGAUUUUGAUGUCGGCCGAAAAUCUCAUUAAGCUUUUGGUUUCAGUUAUGUUUGAAAGUCAUUUUUAACUUUUGGUUUGGUUUCGGCCCAAACCAGAAAAGUCACAUACAGUCAGUCUCUAAGCUCUACCUAUACUCGGAAAAGGGGAUGAAAGUGUCCCAGUGUGAUGAUAAUUCCUGUCUUCCAGAUAGUUAGGAUCUCUUCUGUGUCCCUAAUUUCUCAGUUUUUUUGUGGGGUCUAUAGAUUGUAUGGUUCAGUAUCUCUGUGCAGAUUCUGUCAUCUACUAGUUCAGAGGACAGCAAACUUUUUAGUGCAAGGGUCGGCAAGAAGAUCUCGUCUGGUUCUAGGGGCUGGGUGGGUUUUGCCAAAAUUAAAAUGGCCUACAAGUAUGAUCAGAAUAUCUCACUCGGGGUUUUGCCAAAAUUAAAAUGGCCUACAAGUAUGAUCAGAAUAUCUCACUCAUUUAUUUAGAAACAAAUAUUUAAAACAUGUAAAACACUUUUUUCCUUGUCAAAGUGUGCUCAAAGUUAGUACUCAAAAUUGUUUGCAAGUUCUCAUGAGAUAACAUUUCUCAGUAACCAGAUUUCACAUACCCUGUAUUGUAUAGUAUUGAAGAAAAAUCUUGAAGUGAGAAGUAGGAAAGCACUAACAAACUCGCGUAGGAAUGGCAUGCUUCUUCUUGUGAUAACUUUCACAGCUUGAAAAUAAAUCAAAGCCCACACUAUUAAUUGGGCCUCGAAAAGAAUUUGUUUUUUCCCAUUGCCUUCACAUUGGUACAUUCUGGAGACAAGCUUGGUUACAGCUUGAAGUCUGAGAUCGAUUCAUUCACAUUUUGGUUAAAUCUUCAGAAAAGGCUAAUUUCCAAAACCAUUGGCUUUAGUAAAGAAACAACUUAGGGCUCUCAUUUCCAUUCAAGAAAAUCUCAGCUCUCUGAUAAAAAAAAAUAGUGAAACUACUUCCCCAAAAUGAGUCACUAAACAGAAGCAUGUUAGAGUAAGUUAGAAUAUUCUGUUUUUAUUUACAUCAGAAAUUCUUUGAACUGACGAUUGAGAUCAUGGGAGUAAAUAUAGUUCACUUCACUGUUGAUGCAUAAUGCAAUGAAGAAAAGUAGUCUUGGAACAGACAACAUUUUAAACAGACAACACUUUGUACAGCCUUGUUAAUUUGCCAAAUGAAGCUAAUAUAAUUUUUUCAAUUUUUCAUUAACAUUUUACCUUAUUUUGUAAGUCACAAUUUAAUUUUCUUACAGUUAUAUUUGUAAUUCAAUAAACAAAUUAGUUGUCAUUUAAAAAAAAAAUUAAUUAUACAUUGUUACUCUUUUACGGGUUGCGAGACUUAGUCAAAAAAAUUGUAAGGGGUGCAAGAAUAGUAAAACAAAUUCAUUCAGGGUGCAGACCACAGAAUAGGCUGGGAAACACUUAUACAUGAAAACAUGUAUAUAUUCUUUGAAAAAAAUUAAAUAUUGUAAAACCCUGUCAGUUUUAUAUCGAGGUAUCACUGUACUUAAAAUUAUUUUCAACACCUCCCCAUCUCAGUCAAAAGAUGUAUUAACUUAGAAUAGUGGUUCCCUACCUGUGCUCCGCAGAGCCCCAACGCUCAUGCACGUCUCGGCUUUGCGGCUGCUCUAGCAAAUUCUUAAUCAUCAUUAAUUUGUAAGACAUAUGGAAGGUAUAAGGAGCUCCCCCAUAGAAACUGAUUCUAAAAAGGUCUCUAAAAUCCCAUCUCCUUGUUUAAAAUCACAUGCUGUCACUUGAGGAUAUAGCAAAUAAAAGGCGUAGGUGCCAGCGUGUUCACUGUCCCACCAAACAUGCUGUUUUGUUUCUAAAUCUUUCAUUAUCAUAACUGCACAUAGUAAAGUUCUAAAAACUGAACCAUUAACCUACUAGCAAUGUACACCUAUAUAUUUUAAAAAUAAUGAAUUGUUUAAAUUUUGUUUUUUCAAAAUGAUUAUUUAUGACAUUUAAACUUGAAGCUGUCAUUAUUCACAAAGUAGAUUGAUUGUUAAAAACCUUUUUAAUUACAGUCGUGAGGAGAGAAGAUGGAUAGAGAAGCAGAAUAAAGCUGCACGCCAAAAAUUAAAAAGAGAGGAAAUGGUUAGAUUGCGGCAGCUGGUUGGUAAGACUUUUUGUUUUGAGUCUCCAUUCUGUUAGCCGAGUGCUUUCCAAACUUUGUGUCACAACACAGAAGUGUGUCGCCUGCAGAGUUUAGGUGUGUAGUGCAAAAAUUAGCCAUUCCAACAAUUUUAAGACAGCUGUAAAUGAAUUAAGACAAAGUUAUGAACAUAAUGGUGCAAAUGGUAAAUUAUAUUAGAAGCAGACCCCGUCAAUAACAUUUAUUUUACGAAUAAUUGUGAAGAAAUUAGUUCAAAAUUUAACAAACUGAUACUACACAGAAAUUCCUUGGUUGGGUGCUUCUCAUGUAUAGACCAAUGAAUUGAAGAAAAUGAUGUAGAAUUAUUUUUUUUAAAGGAAAAUAAGCUUUUUGAAUUUUGUGAAAUAAUUCAAAAUAAACUUUGUGCAUAAAAUUGGCAUAUAUAUUUUUUAAAUGUCCUAAAAUAUAUUUAAAGAAAAAAGUCUUGAAAUGGUUCUUAAAUUACUUUGUAUCAUUUUCAAUGUCCCUAAACGAUUGAGGCAAACUGCUCUGCAAUGUAGGUGCAAUAGCUUCAAUUGGGAGACAAAAUAGUAAUUUGAAACAGGAAAAUGAAAGAAUUUUGAAAAAAUUUACAAAACCGCCAAUUGCAAGCUAAAAUGUGAUUAAUAGAUUGCUAAUUGUGGACCAUUUGUAAUUUGUCCAAGAGAAUUUUCAUCCUCACUUCCCAAAUGCUAGAAUCCAAGACUCUGAUUGGAUGAGGAGUCCAUUUCUUUCAACUGAGUGAUGAGCUUUUCACUUCUUGAAGAAGAAGAAUAAGUUGAUAUAAUGAUUGGAGUCUGUUAAAAUGAUAUAUACGUCACAUUGGGAAAUGGCUUCGGGUCGACGAGCCCGUGCUCUUAAUCCCCCCACCCCCCGCACGCCAGGUUUCCUCGCCGUCAGACUGUGUGGUGGGGGGGAUGUCCGGUCGACCGAAAACACGUUUAAAGCAUUUGCAGUCCACUCUCCCUGGAGACUGAGUGGGUUUGCUUCCCCUCCAGAGGAAUGGUGUUGCGUUGCCACCACCCAACGGAGUCUUUCGGUUGGGACGAUAAGCUGGGACGAAACAGUCACCUAGGAGCAGCUUUCUCACGGCCGCGUAGCUAAAAUCAUCGGCAUGGGUUUUAACCGCCACCCAAGCCUCAAAUCCAUCAAUGGCAACAAGUAAUCAUGUUACGACGUUACUACCCCUGUUGCGUUGGCUUUUUAGCUUCGGAAGAACAGUACCUCCCUAAUAGUCUGCCUUGCCACGAAGAGGCAAAACCCAUGUGGAUGCCCCCGAGUUUCCUCAGAGACGUGUUUCUCACGAGCAGGAACCAGCAGAAAAUGAUAUAUAAAGCAGGUGGAUUAGCUUUUGGAUUUGCAUUUUACAAAUUGCAUCCACAAUAUAAAUGAAAGGUUUUCAUGAGAUAUGUUGUGCCUGUUUGCCUUAAAAUGGGUUAGUUUAAUCCCAAGUAUGCUGGUACGACCAACAUACUGUGUUUAGAGAUUAUGCAUGUCUAACAGUGUGUCGCCAGCAUGAAAAGUUUGGAAGCUCUGUGUUAGCUUGAUAUAGGCUUUUGACAGAUUUAUUAGGUAAAUAAAUGUUACAUUUGACAAAUUUAUUACAAAAAUAUCUACUUUGUGAAAUGGUUGGCCAAAAUCUCAUUCCAGUACAGAAUAAGUAUUGCCUACAAUUAUAAAUGUUGGUCAAUUGAAAUAAACUUUUGAAGUAAUUGUUAGCUUAUUACCUUAUUUUUCUAUGUCCAACACUAUAUUUUAAGGACCCCUUGUAUAUCAUAUCAGACUCAGAAUAGUCUCCUUUUUUUCCCUUAUAAACCCACUGUGCUCUAUACACUGUGUCCGGAAAAAAAGGGAACCCUUUUGAUAAUGAUAAAUAAGAUAUAAUAAAUCAAAUAUUUAACAUUAUGUUGGAAUUAAAAUGAGUUUUUGGAAUUUAAAAAAUCUAUAAUAUUUACCAUUAGUUUUCAUCCUUCUCUCUGCAUACUACAAGAUGUGAAAACUUUUCUUAAACAGAUAAUGCCUAUGCCUGUGAUCCUAGAAUAAUUAAAUUUAGAGAAGAAGAAAAAGAAAAGAAAAAUGCUGUAAAGCGAGCCAAGCAAGAGGCUGUUAGACAAAGAGUUGAGGAAGAGGAGAGAGUAAGUAUACAUUUUCUUUGAAUUUGGGGCAACAAUGUCCAUCGGAUUUAAAUAUCUUUGAAUGAUAUUUUUCAUGGAUUUUAUUUCCAAGGCAUACAUAUAAAUUUCUGUUAAUAUCGCAACCUGCCUUGGAAAAUACCUUCUUUUCCUUUAGUGGUUGGUCCUGGUUUACUGUCUGUUUAAUUUCCCUGUGCUCACACCAACCAGCUUUAUUCAAUAUUAAUUAAUAAGACUUACUACCAGUUGUUACAACAAAAUGUUCACACCAAUGGUGUCCAAUCCACAUUAGGGAGAAAAGUGAGCUUAUAGUUUCCAAUUUGGGGAGGGGGGGGGGGCUUACGACACCCUGAUAUGACUUACUCUAUUUCCCCAAAAUAUAGCAGCAGUUACUGCUCAUCCCUUUAUUCAUUUUCCCACUAAUUGAGAUAUAGGAGUUUUAAUCAGUUUGUAUCACUUUUAUUCAAUAUUAAUUAAUAAGACUUACUACCAGUUGUUACAACAAAAUGUUCACACCAAUGGUGUCCAAUCCACAUUAGGGAGAAAAGUGAGCUUAUAGUUUCCAAUUUGGGGAGGGGGGGGGGCUUACGACACCCUGAUAUGACUUACUCUAUUUCACCAAAAUAUAGCAGCAGUUACUGCUCAUCCCUUUAUUCAUUUUCCCACUAAUUGAGAUAUAGGAGUUUUAAUCAGUUUGUAUCACAUUGAAACACACUUGACACUUAUUAUUGCUUUCAUAGGCACAAGAAAAGAAUUGAAUGAAACAAGUCAAUCUGUUGUUUCUUUCUUCUUACUGAUCUUACCCAAUAACUGAAUUUCUACUGUAAGGUGCUGAGAUCUAACUUUAAAUGCAUGGGCUGGAAGCAGUUAUUCUAACAUCAUAUCUAAAACAAAGUCUACUCUCUUUAUAGCAUAGCUGAUAAAUUUCUUGUAUGUGUAAUAUUAUAAUUUUAGCAUUUUCAUUUGUCUCUCAUCUCUCCUCCUUUAAAGAAACGUCAAGAAAUUUUGGAAACAGAACGGAAAAAAAAAGAAAGAGAAGAAGAGGCAGCUAAAGCGCAGGUAAAAAAGUCUCUUUUGGUAUAUCAGACCUGUUUACUCUUACGAUUUUUGCGUACAAUGUACAAUUUUGAGGUGUAUACAUUAUAUAUACAGCACGUUUUUGCUCUAUAAAGAGAAUGUAUUGAACGAUUAUAUGAUGAUAUUGUACGAUUUUAAGGGUUUGAGGGUAAACAGGUCUGUUAUAUGAUUUAAACUUGACUUAUUUGGUAUCUAUUUGAAGAUACCUAAACAUUCUAUGUUUCUUACAUCUAUAUAGCCUUAUGGAAGCAGACAUGUGAUUAUCCAUGAUUGUGAAAAAUGGCUUCUAUUUAAAAAUUAUUCCAGAAAAAAAAAUAUUGCUGUUCCAUGAAGUGUUUUUGCUAGUCAUUUCUCAAGUACAGACAUUUGUCUCUUUUUCUUCACCUAAAAAUACUUUUUGUUAGUCUUUAAUUUUAAUAAAUUGUCAAAUUUUUUCGAACCUGGAACUAUUUCCUUUCCAAUUGAACACGAAUGUUUACUUACGCAUCACAACAAUUAAAGAGAGUGCCCAAAAAAAAAAUUGAAAAGAAAAGAAAAAGAUUGGUUAUAAAAUCUAUUUUAUAAAAAUAUUCAUGCUCUAUCUCCAUUUGCCUGGAGAUGUCUUAUAAUUCUAUUGAUGACAUAUUGGGAAAAAACAACACACCUUUGAAUAAAAACAAACAUGGAAAUGAUAGUAAUAUUCCUAUUUAGGAUUAUUUCAAUAUUAAAUUUUUAAAAUUUUAUGUACGUUUAUGAACAUUUUCGUAACUGUUCUUUUUUAUUUGACUAUAUAAAGCGUAUAUUCUUAAUUAGGGCUUCACAGAUUAAUAGUUAGCUAUUUUUGCCAAAUAAUUGGUAACGGCCUUUUUAAAAAAAAUGAUUCAUGUUGUUGUCAGCCUUUUGAUAUCAGAAAACCCAUUUUAGAUCAUAUGGGUUUUGCUCAUGCAUUUUGAUCUCAUUGUACCAAUAAAGAUGUGCAAGUCUCUAGGUGUGUCAUGUGUCCCCACCCCCAUGUUCCCUCCACAAUGGUUGGUAGGUGCUGUUUCUAUUAAUUCUCAGUGCUCACAUAAAUUCUCCUUUCCUCGUCAAAAUUAAAUUUUAAAAAAAAUUUACCAGAAUGUCUAUGCUGCCGGUUGCUUAAAAGGGGAUACUUUUCCAAUUAACCAUUGUUAUGUCACUGGGGCUUUGAUAACAUCAUCCUUUUCCGUUUUUUUAUGCACAAGGGCAACAUCUGACCAUGUCACAGGUUAAUUUAAUAAAACUUUACCAAUGACUGUCCACGUCUCAGUUUGGAUAUGGUUGGAUGAUUACAAUUUUCAUGCACCAGUGUCAAUAUUUACAAUCACAGGGGAUGCUUACUUCUUAUUAGUAUAAUUACACUGACAAUGCAAAACCUAAAAGGAAGCUCUAUAAUAGCGAUUUAUGAAGAUUAUUUAACUAGAUUUCAUUAGAUUUAAUUAAAUUAGCAUUUUCAAAGUACAGUACAUACUUACUUAAUAAUCAACAGUCCUAUCAACACCACAUUGGUUACUGAAACAAGGCCUUUUAAUGGGUCGUUGUGAGACUCUUAAUAUUUGUUUUGUUUUUAUAUUCUGUGUGUGCUCAGCUUUGAUUUCUUCAAACCAUUUUCAUAGGCAACUAUAGCUAGAAAAGAAAAAGAUGCACUCAAGAAACAACUCAAAAAGGAGAGGAAAACACUAAGAACCAUUAUAAAGGUAAAAUAUACAUAAUCAGUGGGUUAAAAUGGACAGCUAAAGUCAUUGGUUCUCUUACUGUGCAUCUGGGCUGGCUUUUGAGGGGUCAUUAAGAAUGCCAAUUUUUUUUUUUUUUUGUCUAUUCAAAGAUUUCAUUGUUAAAUAUAUUGCAUUUAUUAAAAUUUGUACAUCACAUUUUAAAAAAUUUAAUGUACUUGUUUAAUCUGUUUUUAAAACAGCUUACAGCACCAACUUAGCACUAAAAUGAACAAAUAAACUAAAACUUCUGUUUUUAAUUCCCGAGCUGUUGAUAGCACCUGAUACACUAAAGGCACAAUGAAAUUAAAUUUUUCAGGAACAAGUGCCUUAAGUAUUUUGUAACUCGAAAAAGAAAAGAUUUUGUAUGUAAAAUAUACAUCUGUUUUUAUAAUUUGCCAUUACAAUAUAAUGUAUCCUUCAGUUUAGAGGCUACGAAAAGAGGCUCCUAUUUAUUGUAACAUGGUUCCACACAACCUAUUUAGUGCUUAUUUUAUCAUUGAUCCACACAUCUUAUAAACUAGGGGUGAGCCUGGUAUUGAUCCAGUUACACAGAAAUCCCAAAUAUUAGCACACCCUGAACAUACCAGGAACCGGGUCUGGGUAUUAUAAAUGUUACUAGACUCUGACUACACAGGUACAUAAAAUGAGAAAAACACAAAAAAACUUUGAUUCAUUCUGUAGAUGUCAGCAGCUUAUUUAAUCUAAAUAUUUGGGCAGUUUCUUUUAAUCUUUUAAAAAUUAUAUCAUAUAAGAUUUUAUUAAUUUUUUUUUUAGCUCUUUCCAAGCUCUUAAUAAGUUUAUUAGCAAGUCUUAUAUGAUGAAACUGUAGACCAAAAUAAAAUAUACAUUCAUUAAGUUAUUUACAAAGAAAUUUACACAGAUGAUACUAAGGUUGACUUGAAAAUAUCUAUAAAUCAGACUUGGAUUUUACUGGUUAAAUUAUUUUCCAUUAAGAAAUUUGUAAAAUAACUUUAUAUUUAUAAAUAAUUUUAAAAUUUGGCUUUUGCCUAUUCAUAGGAUUUCGAAUACUUUGCAAGUACAGAUGAAGAAAAGAUAUUAAUGAUGCAAGACGUGGACAAAGUAGCAGAGUUACUUUCCUUAACCAAGUAAGAGAAAAUAUAUUUUUCAAAAAGCACAUAUUGCAGUAUGUUCCAGCUUAAAAGAAUAUUUGUAUAAUAAUUGAUUACCUCCCAAACGUAGUUAACUCUUAGUGCCGUAGAUAAAAGAAUAAACAUAGAUGAAGGGGAAGGAAAAGAGGAAAAGGAAAUAGAUGGAGAUUGGUUUAUUGUGUUCAAAUGGAACAAGAACCUACGUGAUAUAUUAUUGUUAAAUGGAACAAGAACCUACGUGAUCUCCUUGUUCACAGGCACCACAGUCCUAUCACCUCCCACUUUGAUACCAAUCCAUAUGGACGCAGCCUUUGCAAGACUUGUCCUUUUGUUAUACAGACUUCACACAUUCCCUUUGUUAAGUGUAGCUUUCAGAUAAGGGACCAUUGCCUUUGCACAAGCCGCAAUGGUAUCUACGCCAUUAUUUGUACCCACUGCCAUAUGGCUUAUCUGGUUGGCACCAUAUCUCCAUAUGGUAUUAAUCAAAUACUAUCCUACUAAUGUUUCUCUUUUUUCCUUGUAUUUCUACUAUUUUCUUAUUGGUGUGUGUUUAUGUAUCCCUGGAUAUUCUGGUCCAUUAUUAUUGUGGACCUUAUUUUUGAAAAUUUUUCACAGUGUCAAUAUUUAUAUUCUCUCACUUCCUGUAACCCUACUUCCUGUAACAAUGGAUAUUUAUUAAGUUGUUUACUGUGCUCUGUUCCUUGUGAUAUUUUCAUUUGUCCUGUGUGCUGAGGAAGGCUCUAUGCCGAAACGUUCUAAUCUUAUUGUCCUGUCCUUAAAUUCAAGCUUCCACAGACCUCGUUUUGUCAUUUCCUUGAGACUAGUCAGCGGCUUUCAGCCUGAUGUGGUUUAAGCAAGGGUGCCAGUGACUUGUCAAUUACCGCCAUUGAUUCCUCUACCAACGCACCCUCCAGGGGGAAAAGGUACAAACGAUGGGACCUAGGUCCCACAUGCCAUGAAUGUCAUGUUCUCCUUCCCUUGUUAAAUCUUUUCUGUGCCACCACCUUCUUACAAGCAAUUGCAGGGGACUUCCUUUUCCUGUCUUCUUCUUUCCCCUUUGCCUAUAUUUAUAUUCUUACCUACAAAAGGUUUACUACAUUUCUCUUGGUGUUCUCUGGGAUACAACAUUACAGCUAAGUUUUUAUUUUUAUAUUUUAUUGUGGCUCUUUGUUGGUACUUUAGUCUGGAGAAAGUUCUUGCGACCUGUUCAUUGUUUUGUUGUGUCCUUUUUUUCAGGUUUUCUACAUAUCUUGUUUUACAUAUAUCCUUUUUACCUAACCUGAUUACAGACCCCCUUAUUAAUAUAGCAACAUUUCUGUUUUGCUUUAUCUUGUCCUAACUGGUAAGCAAGUAAAAGCCAGAUGUUACCUGUUGUAUACAAUCUGCAAAUUCCUUGACAUAGCAUGGAAGUAAGAGAUAAUAUGAUAUUUAACCACAUAAGCUCCUACUUCCAGACCCUGGCUGAAUGUGAAAAGUUCAGUCUUUCAAAAAGUACUCUGAGAAUCUUAUAUAGAUGUUUGAAAAAAGAGGGUAAUUAAAUAUAAUUAUUUACAGAUAAAUCGUAAUCUUCCAAGUUUCAUUUCUUCAUAGGUUUAUGUAUUUAAAAAAAAUAUUAGAUCAACUAUUAAACAUAUAAGAUUAUGGCUCUUAUCCUUUAAGUUUACAAGAGCUAAAUGAGAAUCUCACCAAAGGAAAAGAUUCUGCAAAAGAUGCAUUCUUGAACAAGGUAAUUAUCAUUUUCAAAUAAAGUUGUAAGGAACUAGGUUAAUUGUUGAGUCUCAUACCUAUAAUUGACAGUUAGGAUGGCCUCAGACACAGACACACACCCUCUGCCCAAAAAUAUGAUUCCUAGCUAAAUUUGAUUCAGUCAGGCUAAUGAGCAAGUCAUGUUACACUUAGUAUAAUUCCUCUAUGAACAUUAGAACUAAGUUUGUAAAUGACAAAGUUAGUAUCAUUAUGUUUACUGCUUGGUAUAGUCUAGGAAAAGUUCAAUACAAGAAAUUUUAAAAGUAGAACUUUAAAGAACAUAUACUGAACUUAAGCACUUGACUUGCUACAGCCAUUAUGUAGGGACUUUCUAUGGGGAGCCUUGGAAAUUGCACUGGGUUUAAAAUUUUACAAGCACAAAAUUCUCAUUUUGCGCCUGUUUCACAGUCAUAGGUGGAUUUUGAGAGUAAUAAAAGUGUAAGGUAUGUCUUUGUAUCAAAACACUACAUACUUAAAGAUAAACCAUAUGGAACCAUGAAAAACUUCAUACUCCAGAAUAUCCUCACCAAGAGUUUGUGUUCCAUACUAGUUCAAAAGUGUAAAAAUGGGAUCAUUAAUAGUCAACAGUGUGCCACAUUAUCAGCAAAGGGCCAUCCCAUGUAGGGCUCUGGCCUGCUCCAUCACAUCCUUCCAUUGAGAAGGAUAUUGGUCUUCACGAGAAGACUCCUAGGUGACAUAAAUCUGUCUCCACUUUAUCAAUCCAUUCAUAAUGAAUACAAAACAAUAGAAAAAUUAGAAAAUUGUCAAUCAAUAGAAAAAUGAUAUGAAUGAAAAUAUGCACACAUUAAAUAAACAAAGUGCAUAACCAAAUAAAACAAUAGAUAAUAUUACCUAGUAUAAGUAAGGAAAUACUCUUUAAAAAAAUUUGUUGGCCCCCUGCCACUUAAGUGCAAUUUAAUAUACUUUAUAUGAAAUUUUUUGGCCGCAUCACAACUUGGGGCUCUUUAAUUAUCCAAUGCACCCUGUAGCCGCUGAGGUUUCAGGGUGCAUAUGAAGGCUCUGCAUAUGGACAUUUGAAUUUUGUUUUAUUUCAGUUCAUAGUUUGAAAAAGUUUAUAUUAAAAAUGUCUGUAAAAAUUGUGUUUGUCUAAAAAUUUUGUUUGUAAAAAUUUAUUAUAUUUAUAUCUGUCCAUAAAUUUUAUUUUUGCUGAGUUGGAAACAAUGAACUUAUAUCUUUUUAUAUUAUCUUUUGACAUGCCAAGCAUAUUCUCUAUGCCAUCCUCCCAAUGUUGGAGGCAUUACUCCCCAGCAAACCUAGGCAUCUAACCAUGGCACUCCAUUUGUGGAGCUCUGUUCUAAAAGGCUUAAAUUGAAUUAAAAUAAUGUUACCAUAAUUUUUCAGUUGAAAUUAGUUAAUCAACAAAUAGAAGAAGAAAAGCGCCAACAAUUAGAGCUGACCCAACAAAAAUCCGUGGGAGAUCAUCAAAAUGUUCGGAAAUUAUGGUCAGAAGCUGAAACUCAAACACUCAUCAAGGCUGUCAAUUUAUUUCCUGCAGGCACUCAAGAUAGGUGAGCUAAAUUUUAGAAUUUUUUCCAAGCAUCUGUACUUAACUGUGGCCUGCUGGCCAAAUCUGGCUAGCCAUCUCAUUUUGUUAACUCUUCAAAAUGGAUUUUAAAGUGGAUUCACAUAUCUUUAGGCUCACUUAUCAGAAACUCUGGGAUCUAUGUGACUAAACAGAAAACAGUGCUCAUUUCUGAUAGAAAUUAGCAUUUUACCAUAUAACUUUUCAAGACCUUGCAAUGAUGUUCACCCAUUGCAAAAACAGGGGCAACCUGUUUUUUGUUAGCGAGUCUUCUUGCUUGUUGUCAGCAUACCUGUGUGGCCUUAAAUCCUCUGUAAGGAAGCCAUUGCACUUUAACUUUUGAUGGUGUCCUCCAAGAUACUUCUCACAUUAGUCCUCUGAGUCCUUUCAAACUGUCUUGAAAGCAGGUAGUAGUAAGUUAAUCAGUAAAAACUACAAUGCUUGAGACAAUUUUGUCCUUAACUCAAUGGGUGACCCACAAAGCAGUCUGCAGAGAAAAGGACACCAUAUUUCUCCUCUCCUGUCUGUCAGCAUGUGAUUUAUCAUGGUGGAAGGUGUGUGAAGAAUUCGUUUCACAUGAUGGGGUGGGGGGGGGGGGGGGGUAAAUUUUUUUUAACUGCAUUUUUUUUUUAUGGAGUGGGCUUCGUAGGACGAAAUCCACAUAGCCUGGGAUUAUUAUACUUGAAGGAUUAUAAGCUGGUUCCCAACAGCAAAUCGCCUCUCUCCACGCCGCUGGGUAACCCAAGGGAACAUCAUUGGAUGAUACAGCUUGGCACCAGUGACGUCGCAGGAGUUGUCGGAAUGUUUCAUUGUAUCAAUGUUAUCCGCCUUUCGGGGCUCCAUCUCCGGGUUUGAUUUCAGAGUUUCCUUCUCUUAGAUGAGUUGCCGUCCAAGGUUAACAAGUCCCAUCUACCCGGGGUGCUGGUGGUGUUUUUGCUCUAGCUGGAAUUGCACUCCAGACCACCAACUUGAGAUUUGCUCAGUUUAGACCACUCGGCCACCCAGCACCCAUGCCAUUAUCCUAUUACAUACUGAACAUCUGGACAAAGGCCAAUAGUGGGGCCUUAUCUGAAUAUCCUGUGGAUUAAUCAAAUAAUCUUACACUAGGGUAUGGAAAUAGAAGUCUUUGUUAGAGAAAUUUUCUCACUCCCUACUGAACACAAUAAUAUUGAAAGGUCUUCUUUGAAUGCAGUCCUUGUAUUGUACCCAACACAGUUUAUAGGUUCACUUCAACAUGAGGAAAUAACAAUUUUAUUGCUUUUACAUUUACUGUCAACAAUUAAGGUAUUUAUAAAUUAAACUAAACAAAAUGUGUUUUUUUUUCUCAUUAGAUGGGAAGUUAUAGCGAAUUUCAUAAGUCAGCAUGUGUCUGGUAGCAACAAAAAUGCCAAAGACGUAUUGUCAAAAGCCAAAGAAUUACAGAAAAAUGGUAAAUCUUUUUUUAUUUCAAAAUAUAAUUUACAUAAUUUAUUAAUAUUCUAAAAUGUGGUGUGUUGUUAAUGGUUUGACAGGAAUGUCAAUGAAAUGGUACCAUAUGAACUGGAGUAAACAGGUCUCACUUUUUAAAACAAAACUUUUAAUAAAAAUAAUACCAACCCUGGGCUCAAGCACACGUGAGAGUAAGGGAGAAAACAAAUUUCCAGCCAUUCCGCAUCACGCACCAAAUAAAUCCCUUGAUAUGCACUGCUGUCUGAUUAUAUUUACCAUUAUUAGAUUCAAGAGAAAAGACUAUCAUUUUAGAACUGAUGUGAUUAUCCAAUGUUUUGUCUAAACAAAGCAGUCUCAUACUCUAUAAGGAAAUACUACGCCAUUAUGGGCCAUCCAUAUAUUGUAUAAUCAAAUUUUUAAAAAAAUUAAUAAAAAUAAAACAUAUUUAAGUUUAGUCUUCAUUCCUUUGACUAUAAAGAGCACUCAUCUACACCUCUGCACGGUAUUUUUGUGUGUAAUGCAUUUUAAGAAUAUUUAAUUAUUUCUACUAUUUAUUUCUUUGAUAGAAAGUCUUUGUUUUUUUAAUUUUUAUAUCAUUUAUUCCUUUAUUGUGUUGACACAUUUUUUUCACAGCCUAUCUGUAUUUUUUCUUUAACUGCAAUAGUCCCCCCCCCCCCCCCCCCCUUUUUUUUUUUUUUUUUUUUUUUUUUUUUUUUUUUUUUUUUUUUUUUUUUUUUUUUUUUUUUUUUUUUUUUUUUUUUUGUUUUUUUUUUUUUUUUUUUUUUUUUUUUUUUUUUUUUUGGUUUUUUUUUUUUGUUUUUUGUUUUGUUUUUUCUUUGACUUUCAUGUGAGUGAGAAGUUUUGUGGGUUAUUCACAUUUUUUUCCCUUAUCUACAAAUCAAGAAAGGUUCCCAUGUUAUAGAAUGAACUAGGCCAUACUCUGCCUGUGAGUAUCUAAGACAGUAGUUCUCAACCAUUUUAGUGUUCUGACCCUUUGAUUAUAUUUUCCAAGUUGUAGAAACCCACAACCAAGAUCAUUUCUAAAAAUUAAAAAAUUGGUUUUGAAAUGUUCAAAAGGGGGCAGGUAUUGCUGUUCGUGACUUAGGAAAAUUUGAUCACUUAUUCAACUUAUUAAAAUAAAUAUUAAACAAAAACACUAACAUUAUUUCGGAAUGUAACUAUUAUUUUAAAAAGCCACAUACAGACACGUAUGGUUGAUAUUCAUGGUUGAAAUGGCAGCUCUCACACGAAAAAGUUGAUUGAAACAUUAUCAAGCCUUUUUUGUUGUGUUCUCCGAGUUUUGGAAACUGUAUUUCUACAACCGUCUGACAUCAGAAGACUGCUCCUUCCUGGUCACGUAGCAUUUCUACAAGGGUCUGACAUCAGAAGACUGCUCCUUCCUGGUCACGUAGCAUUUCUACAAGGGUCUGACAUCAGAAGACUGCUCCUUCCUGGUCACGUAGCAUUUCUACAAGGGUCUGACAUCAGAAGACUGCUCCUUCCUGGUCACGUAGCUUCAGAUUCAGAUGUUCAUUUCCCUGUUGGUCAUCAAGUGUUCCCAGUCAAAGGGAAGCUUGACUUAGUGAGUGGGGAAUUCGCUGCAACAGCUCUCCAGUCAUCAAUAGGAAGGACAAUAAAUGAAUCUGCAACAAAGAAUAAUCUUCCUAACAGUCUUGCACAAUCUUUCUUUAACUCGACAUGAAAACUUAUCUUUGAUGUUUUCUGUGUAGGAGAUUAACAUUUGUGAAAUCUGACCCAGCUUUUCUUUUUGACAUGUAAUUAUGAACUAUAUGAUCACUGGCAAAUAGUGCACAUUUCUUCUUAAGCGAAGGACAUUUCUUUUAAAGCUCCAUGACAGUCUUUUUCUUACCUUGUAGUAAAAAACUUGCUAACUUACUGAUCUUAAUAUUUAUGUCCACCACACUUUUGCACUAAUCUUGUUCAGGUUUGUGCAAAACUCCACACACUCAUCAACCUUCUUUGAAUGUACAGUUGUGAGAAACUCAUCAAGUAUCCAAAAACGAUCCAAAAAUGUUUCCCUUGCUUAGCCAUCUUAAAUGAUUGUGCAAAAGCUAAUUGAUGCUAUGUUCUGCACAUGACAUAUACAGACCUGUUUACCCCCAAACUCUUAAAAUCGUACAAUAUCACCACAAAAUCAUUCAAUACAUUAUCUUAAUAGUAAAAAAAACCACACAGUGUAUAUAAUUUAUACACCUCAAAAUUGUACAUUGUACGCCAAAAUCAUAAGAGUAAACAGGUCUGCAUAUAAGAGACUUUUAAACAGGCGAUGAAUAGCGUCUUAUGAAAUUGAUAAGCUUCACGUCUAUUCAGUGCCAGAUUAAACCUGCAUUUGAAAUUCUGCCUUUCCCUCAGUGGUUUACCUAGGGGGUGCAAAGGGGCAGCUCUUCAGGGUUUAUCUGUAGGCUAACCAUAUUUAAAUUGGUGUGUGUGUGUUAGAUGAUGCACUUUUGGGUGUUUCCCCUCGGGCAGAAAAUAGUCAAGUUUGGCCACCGCUCCCCACCCGGAUCCUCUUGGCAUUAGUAGUACUUACCAUGUACUGUUUUGUUUACCCGCUGUUCUUAAACAUGCUAAAUUGUUUAACUCUCAAUUCAGUACGUGACAAUUUCUAAACUCUUUAAACGUAUUUUGUUCUGCAUUUUUGGGGGGAAUGAUAAAGUAUAUUAGCCAUGAUGAAGUCUAAUGAAGUAAUAACAACUAAGAUUUAAGUCUUCAAGAAGACAUACCUGAUCAGCAUUAAUAAAAACUUGAUGCCUUAUUUUCUGCUCAGGUCAAAGUGGAUGAAAUAACAAGUUUGGUCUUAAUUUUAAGUAUUAUUUAGGCUGCUUAUAGGUUGAACCAUGCUAACUUUGAGUUAGACUUAAAAAUGACUUAAAAAAUCGAAGUUUUUUUUUAAAAAAAUUGCUGCAUUAAUUAUUUGUGAAUAAAGCAUGAUUUAUCUAUUUUCUUUGUGAAGAUUAACAGAAAUUUAACUCAAAUAUAUAAUUAAAGUUGAUUUUUUUUCUUUCUAUCAUGUUCUUUUAUUUGACCUCAGACAUGAAGCUCAGAGAUGAGGUGAGAAAAAAUGCUUUUUCCCAGUUUGAACAAAGUCACAAAGCUGCAAAGUCUGGGGAUAUGGAGAAACCAAGUGAGAGACUGGAGAGUGAGUUGACUUUAUAAGAAUUAGUUCACUGCCAUUAUUGACAAUACUGGCAAUGUCAGUACUAGGAUUUCUUAACCAGAAUUCCUGUCAGUUUCAGUUCUAAACAAAAUAUCACUUGAGAUUCUCUCAUUCUGGUAAAGCCCGGGUACCAACUUUUAAACAAACCAAUGUUCUUGGUUUUUGACAUUUCAGCAUGUCACACAGUACAUUGUCUCCCAAUGCACUGAACGGUCAAGCUCAUUAGGGUCUUGUAUGCAGAUUAUCAAACCUUUUCAAGGGGUGACUGCAUUUUAGAGAAGAGUUGAUAGGGGGGUUGGGUUAAUGCAGGCUCUUACAAUAUUUGGUGCUAAAAGCCAUAGAAGUAAGAAGUUGGGGGAUUUUGUUUUUUCACAUUUUAUCGUUAGCAAACUUGCUAUUGUUGAAGUUGGACUAGUUUUAGUGGAUUUGUUAUUGUGUUGUACAAGAAAAGAUCAUUUGUGUAAGCAUUUUUUUUCUUGAAGUCCUUCAAAAGCCUCUCAACAAACGUGAACAUCGUUUUUCAAUUAUUAAAAGACUAUAAAAAAUGAGCAAUUAUUAAAAGUCUCUCUUCUAUAAUUGAAUAUUCCAGCUGAAUAGCCUCACUUCGCCCCGACUCGACUUCGUUCAGCGUUAGGUUGUUUUUUUUUUCCAUUUUGAAGAACAGAUUCGGAAAGCUUAAUUAUGUUGUAAGAAAGUUCUCUCUCAUAUUGGUGAUUAACAUUGAGUAAGUUCAGAUAAUGAUACGGUGAAGGAAGGCCAAACUCUUUAAGUGGUUGGUUAGAAAUUGAAAAUGCUAUGUUUGCUAGGAUAACUAAACAUUCAGAAUGCUAUCAACAAAAAAUAUAGCAAAGUUUCUCAAUCUCAACACCAUAACAUGUUCACUAAAUAUUCCAAAACAUGAAACAAAAGACACAUACACAAAACAAAUCAUUAAUAGUAACCAUAUUUCGACCUUUGGUCUUUUUAGGCCACUUAAAAGCUAAAUUUAUCAUAGAAGUAUUAGAAGAUUGGUAUAACCAACCGAAACUGCACACUAAGUCAAUGGCAGAUUGGCAACCACUGACUUGACGUUAAGUUAGUGUUUUUUAUUUUUUUAUAAGCAAAAUGUAUUGUUUUUGGUAUUGAUAAGUUUGCAACCUUAGUUACAUUGUCUGAGAUUUUAACAAAAAAGAUAUAUUUCCAGGUGUUGGUGAGCAGCAGGUGAGAGAACUGGGAACAAACUCAGCCCCUUGGUCAGCAGAUGAACAGAAGUUACUGGAACAAGCACUCAAAUCUUACCAACCUAGUGAACCUGAUCGUUGGGAUAAAAUUGCAUCCGCUGUUCCAUCAAGGAGUAAAAAGGAUUGUAUGAAGCGAUAUAAGGUAAUCAUUUUAUAUAUUUAUAUAGACUUAUACCCCUAUAUUGAUACAUUUUUGGUUUAUAUAUAUAUAUUAUAGAAAUUUGAUUGUCUGUUCCUCAUAGGCUUCUUCAUUGAUUAAUGAAUUUGAACUAACUAGAACUGGUACACGUGCUCAUCAUUUAUCAACUUUCAUAGUUUAACCACACACUAUUAUCCUUUCAUAAUCUUUGUGGGGUUGAUCUAGUAGCUCUUUUAGACCCAGGCUAGUGUGUCAACAGCUUGAUUCUUCAGAUGGGCACUGCUGUAAAUCAUUUUCAUAACAUGGGACUCCCCUUCCCCCAAUCCAGACUCAGUAGGUGGUCAAUGCUUUUCCGGAGUUUGGGAAAAUUGGCAGCAGGUUGGAUCUAGAUCAACAUUCCCCAAAUGAUUGUCCAUGGACCAGCACCGGUCGGUGAGGCUUACGCUAUCGGUCCGCACUAUAUUAGGAGUGUAGAAAUUUAACCUUGUGUGCCAGAUUCAAAUUUUUAGAAUGUGAAGCCUAUCAAUUGAAUGACCACACAAAACAAGACUAAAACAAUUUAAUUUAAAAAAAUUGGCAUUAUAGAUCAUGCCUAAACUGGCCAUCCUAUGUGAUGUUUCCUUGUGAAAAGAGGGGGAUGAGAUAAGACACAUGUAAACAGUUAUGUUGUUGUUCCUUUGCACGCAAAGAUGAUCAAGGCAAUUUGCCACUUGAGCAGUAGCCCUGACUUGAGCAGUAGCCCUGACUUGAGCUGUAUUUUGUUUAAAGUGAGGGAGAAUCGCUCAAUUUCUCAGCCUCACUCUCUCAUCCUUGCUUAUGUGAUCCAAUAGCGAGACUUGGUUGGUCAAGACGUCUGGAAAUAGACCAGUCGUCUUGACACUCUUUAUGCGUCCUACGUCACAGGAGUUUUCAGAAUUUUUAUUAUGUAAUUGUCAUACCACCUACGGGACUCCAUCUCCAGGUUUGAAUUUAGAGUUUGCCUUCUCAUUGAUGAUUUGCCAUGCAAAGUUAACCAGUCCCAUCCACCUGAGGUGCUGGUGAUGUUUUUGCUUGUCUAGGCAUUUGCUGGGGAUUGUGCCCCAGUCCACUAGCUUGAGAUUAACUCAGAUUAAGAAGACCGCUCAGCCACGGGGCACAGCUACACAAGGUGACUGAAUCUAGGCUACAUACUUUGUGUGCAAGUUUGUACUGCUUAUUUUCAUGCAACACAUAUUUCAACCAUAACAUGGCUUUAAAGUAAAAGUGUUAAAUAUAAGGGCUAGCAUUAAAUGGUAAAAUUUCUAUAGAAUUGGCUGAUUACAGACCUGUUUACUCUUACGAUUUUGGCAUACAAUGUACGAUUUUGAGGUGUAUAAAUUAUAUAUACUGUAUGUUUAUUUUUUACUAUUAAGAUAAUGUAUUGAACGCUUUUAAGAUGACAUUGUACGAUUUUAAGAGUUUGAGGAUAAACAGGUCUGUGAUUAUGCUGCAUUAACAAAUAUUUUAUGACUUAUUUAAGGCCAAAUAAAAAGAACAACAAAUAAUCAUUCUGGCACCAGUCCCAUGUGCAAUGGGGAAACUUGUCCCCAGUCUGCCAAGCUAAAAAGUUUGGGAAACGCUGAUCUAGACUAUGGAAAUAGCUAUGGGUUGUUUCUCAUUUGUGUCACCAUGCUCUGGUGCUGGGGACUGAGUCUGUACUAUGGAUAACUUUUGUCUGAUUGUGGCUUGUUUCCAAAUAAAUUCCUAGCAUUUGUGUUGCCAACCCACUCAUCAGAUCACGCUUCCAAAUAGUGGGCUUUAAGCUACACCUUAGAACCUAUGUCACUGGCACAUCAGGUUGGGGCUGGGCGGCCUGGGUUCACGGUAGAUCAUCUGCUCUCUCAUUUCUGUCUGCACCUGAAUGGCCUGAAAUCCAGUGAAGUGGAACAUCCUCAUUUCCAUUAAGUUCUAUUAGUUUCUAUACAUUUCUGGGAAUUGCAGGAAGUAAGUGUUUUAGAAAGUUAUGGGAAACACCAAUGUUUUCAACAUGAUUUUUCUUCUUUUUUUUGUUUUGGUGACCCAGUAUUUUGCUUCCAUGUCAAGUGCGAGGGUCCUAACCCAUCAUUUAGGAAAUACUGUCUGGAAAUGUUCAGUUGUCUAUCACAAAUAACCUGCAUGUUCUGUAUUUUUUCAAAGAGAAAUAAUGAAUAAUAAUAUGUGAAUGAGUCUAACAAAUCACAUUACAAAAUGCAUACCAAGGCAAUGCUGGGUAUAUUUGUAUAUUAAUGUUUUGAUCUGUCUUUGUGUAUGUGCAUGAAGUGUAAACAUUUAAAUAUAGUUGAACUCUAAUUUCCAUAAAAUAAACUUAUUCAUUAAAUAUAUAUUAAAGCAAUUGUUUUCUUUCUGUGCAAACAUGAAAAAGUAACUGGACUGAUUAUCUAAUAUUACAAUUACAUCCAUCUGUAGUUUUUGAUAAGUAUAUACAGUGAUUUGCUAACACUGAACAUGUAACUGCAAUUAUUUGAACAAUUCAAUCAUUUUUUUUUAAAUUCUCAGGAACUCUGUGAACUGGUCAAGGCAAAGAAGCAGGCACAGACAGCUGUAGCUGCCAAAAAUAAGAAAUCCUGAAAAAAAAUUGACAUUGUUUCUGUUCAUGUUAUGAUGACAAUUGAUAGAUUUUGAAAAUGCUAAUUUUAUUUUUUUAAUUGUAUUUUUGUCAUGAAUUUUCACAAUUUUUUUUCUAUUUUAAAUCUCUGAUACUCAUAAUUGUUUUAGAACAUUGAUCACUGACUUAAAGGGAUACAAAUUAAGGACUGUGAAUAUUUUUAAUUAUAAAAAUAAUCACAGAAAGGUUUUUAAAAAACGAAAAACUCAACUGAUUUUUUUUGGUUAGAGGUUUUUCAGUGUUUAAAUUUAAAGUGAAAAUAAAUUUCUCAAUAUCAAGAUUUUUAAAAGCCCUUUCAAAAUCCGUUAAUUGUACCCAAAACAUAUUUUAUAUAGUCAUAUUUAAAUAAGUGUGAUCAAGACUGACGUUAAAAAAUAAUUUUGUUUCAAAUUAACCUCAUGGGGUAAAGUACAGUACUUUUAUAAUAAAUGAAUGCAAAUUAUAAUCUCUGCUUUGAAGAAUAAAAAUGAAAAAAAUUAUUUUGCAUUUUGUACUUUAUUAGAAAUUUUUUAAAUUAAGUAUUUUUAGAAGAUUCAUUAUGAACUAUUUGCAAAUUACUGGAUGCCGUAAUAUUAG